Messenger RNA from Plasmodium coatneyi, 663 nucleotides. RefSeq names its product 1-cyspxn 1-cys peroxidoxin. Gene Ontology annotation, biological process: cell redox homeostasis; cellular oxidant detoxification. NCBI's taxonomy places the organism in Eukaryota, Apicomplexa, Aconoidasida, Haemosporida, Plasmodiidae. Gene Ontology annotation, molecular function: peroxiredoxin activity. Gene Ontology annotation, cellular component: cytosol; mitochondrion. The record is from RefSeq and is a predicted model, not a curated record. The coding region runs from base 1 to 663 and encodes 220 amino acids. The transcript has a single exon.
AUGGCGUACCACCUGGGGUCCACUUUCCCCAAUUUCACGGCCACCGCGUCCAACGUGGAGGGCCCCUUCAACCUGUACGAUUACGUGGGGGACAAGUGGUGCAUCCUGUUCAGCCACCCACACGACUUCACCCCCGUGUGCACCACAGAAUUGGCAGAAUUCGGAAACAUGUAUGACGAGUUCCUAAAGUCGAACUGCAAGUUAGUUGGGUUCAGCUGCAACUCAAAAGAGUCCCACGAAAAGUGGAUUGAAGACAUUAAGCACUAUGGCAAGUUAACCCAGUGGAAGAUCCCUAUGGUUUGUGACGAAUCUAGAGAGCUAGCCAACAAAUUGAAAAUUAUGGACGAAAAGGAAAAGGAUAUCAAAGGGUUGCCACUCACAUGCAGAUGCGUCUUCUUCAUUUCUCCAGAAAAAAUUGUAAAGGCAACAGUAUUAUAUCCCGCAACCACUGGAAGAAAUGCCAACGAGAUUUUGCGUGUUCUUAAAUCGUUGCAGCUGACGAAUGAAAAACCCGUGGCAACCCCCGUGAACUGGAAAGUGGGAGACAAGUGCUGCGUCCUCCCCACCGUGGCCGAUGCAGAUUUACCUGCUCUCUUCCCCAAGGGGGUGCAGAAGAUACAACUGCCGUCGGAGAAGCCCUACCUGAGGUUUACGUCCCUUUGA